Heterocephalus glaber (naked mole-rat) is the source of this 1582-nucleotide messenger RNA. NCBI's taxonomy places the organism in Eukaryota, Metazoa, Chordata, Mammalia, Rodentia, Bathyergidae. The record is from RefSeq and is a predicted model, not a curated record.
AUUUGAGAGAAGAUGCACAAGAGUCAAACAAGAUAGAAGAUAUGUAGGACAAAUAGUCUCAAAAGGUGGUGGGAGCUUGGGUGACCCUUAAACGUGGCCUAAGGCAUUACAGAAGACUUGAAGAGCUGACAUCUAUUGAAGGAAGAUGAGCUAGUUAGUGAGCCUACAGAGCAGUGGACAGAAGUGUGGCUCUAGAAGUCGGGGUUCGCUAGAUCACAGAGGAGCACACAUGGGGUAGGAGCUUUUUGGCUUUAACUUGCACCUUAGGACAAGUGGGAGAGAUUGGACUCAGAGAAGACUAGGACUCUGGCAGCGCCGGCCCCUUGGAAAAACAUACAUGGUGCCUUGUGAUCAGGACCCCGUGGAUCUUUAGCUGAAGAAGUUAUCUAGUCCCAUAGGGAGGUGGUGCCGAGUUUUUAAGGCGGCGGCUGCGAAGCACUGCUCCACCUCAGGGGCCCCGAGCCGCCGACCCAGACUGGAGCGCAGAGCGGCCGCCCCGGAAGUGACGUGCUGCUCCGCUGGCGGUGCGGAAGUGGAGAUGGCGGAGCUGUACGUGAAGCCAGGCAACAAGGAGCGCGGCUGGAACGACCCGCCGCAGUUCUCUUACGGGCUGCAGACCCAGACUGGCGGACCCAAGCGCACGCCGCUCACUAAGAGGGUCGCCGCCCCGCAGGAUGGAUCCCCUAGAGUUGCUGCCUCAGAGACUUCUGGGCCUCCUCCAAUGGGGCCUCCACCCCCUUCAAGUAAUGCUCCCAGACUCCUACCUGUGGGGAGCUCUCCUGCCCACAGUGUGGAACCCAUGGGUUUUCCAGCCUUUGAGUCUGAGGCUUUAAUAGAGGAUGUGCUGAGACCUUUGGAGCAAGCAUUGGAGGAUUGCCGUGGUCAUACAAGGAAACAGGUAUGUGAUGACAUCGGCCGACGCCUGGCACUGCUUCAGGAACAGUGGACAGGAGGAAAGUUGUCAACUCCUGUAAAGAAGAGGAUGGCACUACUGGUGCAAGUUCUUUCUCCUCAGAGCUUUCAAGCCAUCAGUGGGAUGCAGCAGAUGACAUCCACCGCUCGCUCAUGGUUGACCACGUGACUGAGGUCAGUCAGUGGAUGGUGGGAGUUAAAAGAUUAAUUGCAGAAAAAAGGAGUAUGUCUUCCAAGAAAGAAACCAAUGAAGAGAAAUCUGAAGCGGCAGUUGAGAACCGGACCAUACCAAGCUUUCAAGAGGCUCUAUAAUCCUGGAGGUUCCCCAGACUCACACCAUCUGCCAGGCCUUGGUGUGGGAGGUCUUCUCUGACUUGGCUCCCUUUUACCACCAGAGAGACUGUCCCAUUGGGCAUCGACUACAAGGAGGUCACUUGUUACCUAUAACAUAUGCAUUUCAAUAAAAAGCAUCUCAAUGGUAGACACUGGGGAGGAAAUAAGAGCCUUUCCUAUGCCAAACUGGUUCCUUCUGAUAUUAACUGUCCCAUACCCUAUGAAUUUCUAUUCUUCCUUCUCCAUUCAUUGUGAAGCUUUGCUGGGCUUGGCCAGAUUGCUGCCUGCAACUUUUCCCAGAAUUAAAACUGAAGAGCACAUUUGUUGCUAUGUGGAA